AUGACCGACACCAGCAUUGAUGAGCGCUCAACCACCUCCGACAAGGUCGCCGUCGUCCUCCCCAGGAAGAAGCGCGGACAGCCCAAGGUCCGCGGUAUGCGCGUCAGCCUCUCCAAGGAAGACAUCCAGAAGCUCUUCCACCUCCGUCAAGUCGAGGCCGCCAAGCUCCUGGGCCUGUCGCUCACUGCGCUCAAGUCGGUAUGCCGGAAAGUCGGCGUCCUCCGCUGGCCGUACUCCCGGGACAGGCAGCAGUCGACCACAUCGGGUCUGGGCUCGAGCGCGUCAAGCGGAUGGGCAGGGGAGAAGCUGGAGGAGGUCAGCGAUGCGAGCACGGAGGAUGCGUCAGGAGGAGGAGAAGAGGAGGGGAGACAUGAGGAAUGGAAGGGGAGCAGCACGCGUCGGGCAGAGGGGAGGGAAAGUUGGGAAGCGAGUGCGAAUAGCAUGUUGGUUGGUGACUUGGAGGACACCUGGGAAGAGCUAGAAGAGUGCCGGCGGGCUCUUGACGCAAAGUGGAUAGCCUGGUAUAUAUCAGCGACGGACGAGAGCAGUGUAACUCGCUGGGAUGGUUUUUCAUAG
Messenger RNA from Guillardia theta CCMP2712, 576 nucleotides. RefSeq lists its product as hypothetical. The coding region runs from base 1 to 576 and encodes 191 amino acids. Gene Ontology annotation, molecular function: DNA-binding transcription factor activity. NCBI's taxonomy places the organism in Eukaryota, Cryptophyceae, Pyrenomonadales, Geminigeraceae. The record is from RefSeq and is a predicted model, not a curated record. The transcript is spliced from 2 exons.